AUGCGCUCAUGGCUUGACGUAGUAUCGCUUGGCUGGUUGCGAUUUGACCGUACAACUAUCCGACAUGUUCUCUAUGGCAUCAUCGCUGGCCUCACCCUGUCUAUUACAUCCACCUCCUUUGCGCUUGAAUAUCAAAAGCGCAAGAAGGAACACAUUGCACGCCAGUAUAAACCACGUCCCAUCGAGCUAAGAAGCGACGAGAUCAUCAAAGGUGUAACAGGUCUCAUUGGUAACACACCAUUGGUGAGAAUAAACUCCCUGAGUGACGCACUGGGCGUCGAAAUUCUGGGAAAAGCCGAGUUUUUGAACCCUGGCGGCAGUGUGAAAGACCGCGUAGCGCUGAAAAUAAUCGACGAUGCCGAAAAACAAGGCCUGCUACACCCGCAUACAGGCUCCCGAAUUUUUGAGGGAACGGUUGGCUCAACCGCUAUCAUCAUGCCAGACGACGUUGCUGAAGAAAAGGUGAAGACGCUGCUGGCUCUUGGUGCUCAGGUAGAGCGUGUGCGGCCUGCCAGUAUAGUAGACAAGAAACAGAACCUCGCCAAGCAACGCGCCAUGAGCUUCGGGGUAGAGGAUUCCCUCUCCGACCACGCAGCGAAUCCGCGCAGCCACCUGCUACCUACCCCGAGCUCGACGAAGCCGCGCGGAUUUUUCGCGGACCAGUUUGAGAACAGGAGCAACUUCGAGGCGCACUUCGAGGGCACCGGUCCCGAAAUAUGGCGCCAGACGAAUGGACGCGUAAGCGCGUUUGUAUCGGGAGCGGGCACCGGCGGUACUGUCGCUGGCAUUGGCCAGUUUCUCAAGUCGAUGGACGAGGACGUCCGCAUCGUUCUGGCGGAUCCGGAGGGCAGCGGCUUGUACAACAAGGUGAAGCACGGAGUCAUGUUCGAUCGCAGGGAGGCGGAGGGGACGAAGCGCCGGCACCAGGUGGACACGGUCGUCGAGGGCAUAGGGAUCAACCGGCUCACGAAGAAUAUGGAGCUCGCUUUGCCGAUCCUCAGCGACGCGUUCCGGAUCACUGACGCCGAGGCGGUCAGCAUGUCCCGGUAUCUCGUCGAGCACGACGGAUUGUUCCUCGGGUCCAGUAGCGCGUGUAACUUGGUGGCUUGUGUCAAGCUCGUGAAGAAGAUGGCAUGGCGGGAUGGGCAGUCUGUCGUGACCAUCUUAUGUGAUUCCGGGAACAGGCACUAUUCGAAGUUCUGGAACGACGACUACCUCCAACGAGCUGGCACCCCCAUCGACAUGCAUAUCAUCGAAGAUCUCUUGUCGCCAUGA
Postia placenta MAD-698-R-SB12 is the source of this 1275-nucleotide messenger RNA. RefSeq lists its product as hypothetical. The coding region runs from base 1 to 1275 and encodes 424 amino acids. The record is from RefSeq and is a predicted model, not a curated record. Gene Ontology annotation, cellular component: cytoplasm. The transcript is spliced from 15 exons. NCBI's taxonomy places the organism in Eukaryota, Fungi, Basidiomycota, Agaricomycetes, Polyporales, Adustoporiaceae. Gene Ontology annotation, molecular function: cysteine synthase activity.